AUGCCUACAAUUCCUAGAAUAGUAAGAUUUUCAUCGCAAAAACCCAUUGAGCAUGAAUUACCAGAGAAUAGCAAUGAUGUUAUUUCAAAUCCUGUUAUUAAUACAAUAUUAAGUAUUCCAUUACCAAAACGUUUAUCUGACUCAGAUUAUAAUAUUGAAAUUCAUACAGCAUCUUCAACAGAAAAAGAAGCUACUGAAAUGUUAUUAAAAAAUAAAGCAAAUCCAAAUGCUACUAAUGGUACAAAAUGGACUCCAUUAAUGUAUGCAGCAUAUUUAGGACAUACAUCAAUAUGUGAAUUAUUAAUAAAAAAAGGUGCCGGUUUAAAUAAUCAAAAUCAAAAAGGACAAACAGCUUUGAUGCUAGCAGCUACAUGUGGACAUGAUCAAACAGUAAAAUUAUUAAUAAAAGAAAACGCUGAAGUAAAUAAGCAAGAUUGUAAUGGACAAUCAGCAUUACAUUAUGCUGUAUCUAGUUCACAAUCAAGUACAAUUGAAUAUUUACUAUCAUGGGGAGGAAAUCCAAAUAUGGUUGAUUUAUAUGGAAUGACACCAACAUUAGAAGCAUGUUCAAUUGGACAUGAAAAAAUCUUAUCAAUAUUAAUGAAAAAUAAAGGUAACCCAUUGAUUGUUAAUAAGAAAGGAGAAAAUGGUAUAACAUUAAUAGGUGACUCACCAUCAUUAUUAUCAAUAUUAAAACAACAUGGUAUAACUGUAAAUGAUAAGAAAAAAGGAGUUACAAAUAUUAUUGUUAAUCAAAAAAAUAUAGAGAAUGAAACAACAAAACAAUCACAAAAGUUAACAAUAACUAUUUCUGAAAUGUUAAAAGCUAUAAAAUUAGAAAAAUAUUUACCCAAUUUUGAGAGAAACAAAAUUGAUAUGACAAAUUUUUUUAAAUUAACUGAUGAUGAAAUUGAUGAAAUGGGUAUAAAAGCUUUUGGACCAAAAAAAAAAUUAUUAAAUAUUAUUCAAAAAUAUCAACAAACAGGAAUUUUUGAUAUUAUCCAAGAUACAACAGAUAAUGUUGGUAAUCAAAUUCUAACAAAUGAAGAAUUGGUUUCAUUAAAUGCUCAGAUGACAAGUAAGUUACAUGAAUGUCAAAGGAAACUACAAAUGAAUGAGGAAGAAAUAAAAGAACAAAAAAAAAUUAUUCAAGAUCAACAGAUGAUAAUAACUCGACUAUCAGCUUCAAAUGAAAAGUUCAUAGAAAAACUUAAAACACUCAAUUAUGAUGUUUCAUUAAAUUUUCUUGGUUUAACUGAUAUUAAUCAAAAAACAAAACUUCAAGAAAGAAUUCUUGAUUGUCUUAAAGGAUAUUAUGUCGAUAACAGUCAAAUUUAG
Molecule: messenger RNA, 1338 nt
Organism: Strongyloides ratti
Lineage: Eukaryota; Metazoa; Nematoda; Chromadorea; Rhabditida; Strongyloididae
Product: Sterile alpha motif domain and Ankyrin repeat and Sterile alpha motif/pointed domain and Ankyrin repeat-containing domain and Sterile alpha motif, type 1 domain-containing protein
Exons: 2
Coding region: 1-1338 (445 amino acids)
Molecular function (GO): protein binding
Source: RefSeq, a predicted model, not a curated record